AUGAAGGUUCUUGGUGUGCUCCUAGCUCUUCUCGAGGUGUCAUCUGCAAUGUCCACACAUAAAAGACACAAGAACCACCAUAUCAGACAAAAACGAGAUGUCUGCUCCGGAAACUCAGCCGAUGACAGACAAACUUGGUGCAACUACGAUGUGUCUACCAAUUACUACGAGGUCGUCCCCGAAACAGGCGUGACAAGAGAAUAUUAUUUUGAUAUUCAGGAAGUCACUGUCGCCCCGGAUGGCUAUUCCCGCACAGCCAUAGCUGUGAAUGAAUCUAUUCCCGGUCCUACUAUCCAGGCUGAUUGGGGUGACCAUGUCGUGGUGCAUGUCACCAACAGCCUGGCAUCAGCGAAGAACGGAUCAAGUAUCCAUUUUCAUGGAAUUCGUCAGAACUACACAAAUCCAAAUGAUGGCGUUGUUUCCAUAACUCAGUGCCCGACUGCUCCGGGUACGAUGACUACCUAUAAGUGGAGAGUUACACAGUACGGAAGCUCAUGGUAUCAUUCUCACAUUGGGCUACAAGCCUGGGAGGGCGUUUUUGGUGGUAUUCUGAUCAAUGGGCCAGCUACCGAGAACUAUGAUGUGGACAAGGGAAUGCUGUUUUUGAAUGAUUGGAGCCACCGGACUGUUGAUGAGCUCUACGAAAGUGCCCAGACGGAUGGUCCGCCUACAUUAGAUAACGGCCUGAUUAAUGGAACUAAUGUGUAUGGCGCUGACAAUUCGACCAGUCAAACUGGAUAUCGUUUCAACACUUCAGUCUCCGCUGGUACCUCUUAUCGGUUUCGCUUGGUGAACGCCGCCAUUGACACCAUGUUCAAAUUCAUGAUUGACAAUCAUACACUCACGGUAAUUGCCAUGGACUUCGUUCCUAUCAAGCCUUUUAACACAACCGUCUUGAGCAUCGCUAUGGGCCAGCGAUACGACGUCAUCGUCAAUGCAGACCAAUCAGAUGGAGGUGAUAGUUUCUGGAUACGUGCGAUUCCCCAAGAAGCUUGUUCAGACAACGACAGUGUAGACAACAUCAAGGGUAUCAUGUACUACGGCGAUUCAAUAUCGACACCUACAACAAGCAAGUACAGCUAUACCGACAGUUGCGACGACAUGGACAUGUCCGAUCUGGUCCCAUAUCUACAACAAAGCGCAUCACUGCCAUACUAUAACUCGAGCGAGCCUGUAACACUGGGCGAGAACUCCGAGAAUCUCUUCCGCUGGAAGAUGAACGGCACUUCAAUGCAAGUCUACUGGGACAAUCCGACCCUCCUUCAAAUUUGGAAUAACGACACAUCAUUCGCACAAGAAAGCGGCGUGAUCGAGUUACCACGAGCGAACGAGUGGUCGUACGUUGUCAUUGAAACAGCCCUUUCUGUUCCUCACCCUAUUCACCUUCAUGGACAUGAUUUUUUCAUCCUAGCCCAAGGGACUGGUACAUACAGUUCUUCAGAUAUAGCGACCUUGACUAAUCCUCCUCGCCGUGAUGUGGCGAUGCUCUCCGGAUCGGGAUACUUGGUCGUUGGCUUUAAGACUGAUAAUCCGGGCGCGUGGCUUAUGCAUUGCCAUAUUGGUUGGCACACUGAAGAGGGUUUUGCAAUUCAGUUUUUGGAGAGAUAUGAGGAGGCUCGCGAACUGAUCGACUAUAGCUCCUUGCAUUCUACUUGUAAGGCCUGGGACAAGUACGUGAAUACGAGUGGUGUGGAGGAGGAAGACGACGGGAUUUAA
Penicillium angulare is the source of this 1716-nucleotide messenger RNA. Its product is annotated as multicopper oxidase. Lineage: Eukaryota; Fungi; Ascomycota; Eurotiomycetes; Eurotiales; Aspergillaceae. The transcript is spliced from 2 exons. Gene Ontology annotation, molecular function: copper ion binding; oxidoreductase activity. The record is from RefSeq and is a predicted model, not a curated record. Bases 1 to 1716 code for a protein of 571 amino acids.